CUAACUUUAGACAGAUGAUAGCCAUGUCAGGUGCCACCCUGAUAUUUGUGUUUACAUGUCAUAGUGACAUUGAUGAAAUGACGUUAAAAUAAAAUGUGAAAUGUAUUAGUGUUUAAAUAACAAAUGUUCCUUGAGAUACAAUGUUGAUUAAGCCCCCACUGUUAAGUAGCCUCUCUGUCCUUAGUGUCAUGUGUGAUAAUGGAUCCUGAGAAGCUUCUUUCAAGUGUGAAGAAGGAUAUCCGCUCUCUCCUCAUCUCCUCCAAGCAUGGCCUUUCUCCAGAGCAGCUCAGGAACGACUACCAGAACAUGCUGGGCCAUCCCAUGCCACUCAAAGUCCUUGGUUUUCGCUCUGUGUUGGACAUGGUCAAGGAAAUGCCUGAUGCCGUGUACGUUUACUAUGCCCGCAAUGGCACGAUAGUGUUAAAAGCAAUUGGAGAUGAGACCACAAGAGGCAUCGAAGAGCUCGUCUCCAAGCAGCAGAACCAUAGGCACAAAACCAAGUCAAAAAGUGGCGGUACGGGUUUGUUCUCAUCACGUUCCCGCUAUCAACAGCACUCAUUUGUCCUCCCUCGUCGAGGACGCGCUCCCCUUGUUCUCCCUGCUCAGCUGCGCUCACAGCUCAGGCAGUUACUCACUCAUGGCCCCAUAGGGCUCUCUGAGCUGGAGAUGUGCUAUGCAGUCCGCUUCGGCAGGUCUCUCAAUGUCGCGCACUAUGGCUUCUACUCCAUCGCCGAGAUGCUGGCAGCUGCCUCGGACAUGAUCACGGUGAGGCAGACUCGCAUAGGGUCACAGCUGGUACUAAAGACUGAAGUCACACAAGUCAAACAAAUGCUCAAUAGUACUGCUGCACUCCCUAAACAGUCUGCAGGAAUAUCCAGAGUGUUCACUAGCUCAGGUAAGCUAAUAAAAUUCUCUGUGUCUGGGCAGAUGAUGUAUGUAUUCCAGCAUAUACAUAUACUCUUUAAGGUAAAAACUGUUACAAAAGUGAUGCGAGAAACGCCGAUGCUCAGCAAUAUCCACCCUGAAGCCCAGCAGAAACCCAAAAACACUGCAGCCAUCAGAAUACAGGAGAUUGAACCUGCCACUCUUGUAAUGCAAGAAAAGUCAUUUGAAAAGUCUGUUGCAAAGCUUGAGGAGGAGUUCAGGAAGAGGAUUAUUGAAAGCGGAGACGCAGGCACGGUCAGUCAGGAGCUGAAGGAGAAGCUUCGAAAGGUUGUCGCUGAGCAUAGUCAAGGCAUGGCCAUUCACAGUCUUCCUACAGAGUACAAGAAAAUGUACGGUGAGGACUUGCCACUGGCCCAGUGUGGCUUCCUGAGUGUGACCGAGAUGGUUGGAGCCCUCAGCGACACGUUCUAUGUGCAGCCAAGCAUUGAAGAAGGAGCAAAGCACUUACUCAUUAUGGAGUUCAAACCAAAUGAUCAACCAGCGUUGUCUCUGAACCCUUCCACCAAGGGACACUACUUCAGCUGCAGCAAGACGGCCUGGGAGUGUCGGGAUGAUGGAGAAGAGUCCAUGGAGUCCGACACUGAGAUCGAAAUCACCAACAAGAUCAUCAAUCAGACAGUGGAUGUUUUCCCAGUGACGGCUCUGAGCUGUGCCUCCAUGAUUCCUCUGGAUGCACUUCGGUGCCAGAAGCUGAAACCUCCCACUCGGAGGCGAGACCGAGAUCUGGUGGCUGUCGUGGUGGAGAGGAUUGAGUCACCCAGCCAUUUUUACAUCCGCUUUGAUGAAGACCAAGAGGCCCGCACCCUAGAGAACAUGAUGUUUCAAAUGAGGAGCUGUUAUUCUUGCCCAGAGGUGUCUGAACGUUACCGGCUCCCAGAUGCAUAUGUGCGACCUGGACAGGUGUGCUGUGUAGCCCUGGGAGACAUGUGGUUCUACCGGGUGGUAAUCCAUCGGCUCCUCACUGCCACAGAGGUGGAAGUGUACUACGUGGACUUUGGAAACCUUACUGUUGUCAGCAGAAACAGGCUGCAAUUCCUGAAGUCAUGCUAUGCUGAGCUUCCAGCACAAGCUGUUCCAUCUGUACUUGCUGGAGUGAAGCCAGUUAAGGGUAUUUGGUCUAAAGAAGCCACCAGCUCGUUCCAUAAGCUGUGCUAUGACCGCACCCUGGUGGCUGCCAUUCACAGCUACCAGCAUGACUUCCUGCUUCUGUUCCUGUGUGACACACAAACUGAGGAGGACCGUUACUUCCAUUGUAUACUUCAGGCCGAGGGUCAUGCUGUGGCCUGCGCUGCCACUAACACUCUGGUGUUACAGCAAGUGAGCCCUGUGACCUUUUACCUCGGUGAAGGCCAGCUGGAUGAAGUAAAGGAACAUUUUGCAGCAGUGACUUCUUCUCUUAGUGUCACAAAUGGACAAAACCUUAAACAUCUUCAGCCAGAUGCCUCUGCAGUACGCAGUAAGCUUUUGACAGAUGGUGUAGACAAUCAACAGCACAGCCAAGAAAUGGCUCUUCUUGAUCUUCCUGAGCUGGAAUUCAUUGAUGUGGCUCAGGGUGAAAAUUCUAACCCAUAUGAGGCACUGCUGAAUAAAGAUUCAGCAAACUUUGAUAACUGGGAUCAAGGACGGACGAACAAGGCCAGUGUCGAUGAGGAGUCCAAACUUCUUCAGAAUGGGCAAGAGAAGAGUGCAAAUACUAGUUUGCUGACACCUGUUCCAUCUAUCAAACCGGACACAGAAACACAGCCUGUUUUGGAGAGUAAGCACACUCUGAAUCCUGCAUCGACCCUGCACACACUCGGUGAUCAAACUCCAGGCCUGACCCACAGCUGCAGCCACCACACUGGCAUGUCUGCUGUAUUGUUCCAGCCUUUGCCCUCCAGCCUGAUGUUUUCUAUGUUCAGCUCUGGAGACAGGCUUCGACACAUGUCCCGUCUCGCAUUGGGCCCCUCAGCCCGUAUGGCAGCCGGACCCAGCCUCAUCCAGUGGUACACACACAAACCAAUUUAAACAAACCGACUGCCGAUACUGGUGUCUGAUACGCUGACCUGACCUAGCUACAGAUGAUUGUUGAGAGCUAUGCUGAGUUAUGCAGAAGUUGUUCGUGUUUGUAUUAUGUUGAAUGUUGUUUUACAUUUUUUCUUUUAUAUUGGCAACAUUUAAAAGCCCACCCAGACUGUAAUAUCAAACAAAGUAUGAAACCAUAGUGAGAGACAAAAGGAAUAUUGUUUGUGACUGAUAAAUUAUUUUAAAAUGUCUCUCAUGUAUUGAUCUAUUAUUAAUAUUAAUAUUGUUUAUCAGGUAAAAUUCUGAAUUGAUGUUUUUGUUUUUUUGAUGUACCAAUUUUAUCUGAUUUUCUGUUUUAUGUAAGUUUUUGUGUUCAUUGUUUUGCAUUGUUAUUUCCUUGUCUGAAGAAAACAUCAGACUGAGGCAGACACUAAAAGUCUGGACAAGAAAUGACAUAAUUAUUUUUUGUUUUUCCAGUGGAGAAAAAUAUUUGAAAUCAUAACAUGAUAUUGUUAACUGUUCUAUAUCAGUUAUUAUAAACAUUUUCAUGUUGCAUCUUGCCUGCACUCAAAGAUGUUCAAUCCAUCUACAGAGAGCUCACCCUCCCAUUUGCAGGCUCAGAGUGUGGGUUGUGUUAAUUAACUAUAUUUUUUUUAUGAGUUGUGGUAUCAGGAAUACAUCUCUCGUCUGUGUCCAGCUGUCUUUGUCUUUGCAAUAUUCACUAUGACACAGUGUUCACUGUGAGAGGACCUUUGCUCCUAUGAGCACCAUGGGGAAGAUUAAAUUACCCAAGCAGCAUGUCAAUAAUCCAGCCAAAUCCAUAACUCUGUAUUAGAAACAGACAAACAGCCCAGCUGAGGGCCCUGGUCAGCAAUUUUAUCCUUUAGCUAACUUAACCAAUGCCUCCUGUACUGAAUUGUCCUCAUUAAGCCAAUUAUUUCUUUUAAUGGGAGCUUAAUGGGUCUGUUUCCCCAAGACACCCAGGAGGCCUGGCCUUUUAGGAAGGAGCUGAAAGACAAUACCUCAUCCAAGCUCUGUGAGUUCCAGUCUCAAAGAAAACGUAUGAGGUGAAGCUAAAUAGUACGUUUUUUUUUAUGUGGAAAUCUAGGUUCAUGUUGACUCUAUUUUCUCACAAAAUUUGAACACCCCGUGUGAUUAUAUUAUGCACA
Ictalurus furcatus (blue catfish) is the source of this 4118-nucleotide messenger RNA. RefSeq names its product tudor domain containing 5 (gene tdrd5). Gene Ontology annotation, biological process: spermatogenesis. NCBI's taxonomy places the organism in Eukaryota, Metazoa, Chordata, Actinopteri, Siluriformes, Ictaluridae. The record is from RefSeq and is a predicted model, not a curated record. Bases 199 to 2952 code for a protein of 917 amino acids. The transcript has 16 exons.